Messenger RNA from Brenthis ino (lesser marbled fritillary), 1074 nucleotides. The record is from the annotation of a GenBank genome assembly. Lineage: Eukaryota; Metazoa; Arthropoda; Insecta; Lepidoptera; Nymphalidae.
AUGUUGCCUAUUGAUAGCGUCCAACCUGAUGUUGAAGAUGAGCUAGAGGUAUCUGAAAAUGUAAACGAAAUCAGAAGAAAGACGAAUAAUAAUAUUGUGAAUGAAGCUUAUGAGUUAAAAGCAGAAGAGUUCGCAUGGUAUCAGCUUUUCCCGUAUGGUGCUGAUGUUAGAUUUCAGCGCAACGAUUACCUAUUCUAUGCUCUAUCAAUGUUUGAUUACUAUCGAGUUAAAUCAACCAUUGCAGCUUGUGCUAGAAAAGUUGAAGGUGAAAACGGCAAUCGAGUGGAAGACCUGCACUUAUAUUUAAAAAAUCUAAGAGGUUCCGCUGCUUAUUGGCGUAGUGCUCUUAGUGAUCUUAUAGCACAAAUCAGAUGUUUAGGACCUCCCACUUAUUUUGUUACAUUAAGCUGCAAUGAUCUUCACUGGAAGGAUAUGAAAAGAGGUCUCCUUGUUAGUGAUGGUAAACAGCACAUUGACCCAGAUGACAUAGAUAUUCAGGAAACUCAGAGACUCAUCGAGAUGUAUCCAGUUGUUGUGAGUAGACAUUUUAUGGUACGUGUUAAUGCGCUAAUGCAGUUUCUUAAAACUGAUACUGAAAUAUUUGGCGGUAAAGUUAAAGAUCAUUGGUGGCGAAUCGAGUUUCAGAACAGAGGAAGUCCUCAUUUGCAUAUGGUUGUUCGGAACGAAGAUCACCCGUCUGUUGCGACACCUGAAGGAAUAGCUCGCAUUGAUUCAGUCUGUAGUACUGCCAUUCCUCCAGAAACUUCAGAACUAUAUGAAUUAGUUAAAAAUUGUCAAAUACAUCGACACACUAGUACCUGCACGAAAAAUAAUUCUGUUUGUCGUUUCAACUUUCCACGCUCGGAAUGCUUAGAGACACAUGUUAUUGAUCCUUCAUCUAACGAAUUCAUCUACAACGGUGGUCGCAUUUGCGUUCUGAAAAGAAAAAGUGAAGAUGGUUGGGUAAAUAAUUACAGUCCUGCUUUGCUAAAAAUGUGGAAAGCCAAUAUGGAUAUACAACCGUGUGGUACAAAUGAGUCGAUUGCGUAUUACAUCGCUAAAUACGUGUCAAAA